Camponotus floridanus (Florida carpenter ant) is the source of this 3035-nucleotide messenger RNA. Its product is annotated as glycerol kinase. Gene Ontology annotation, cellular component: mitochondrion. Gene Ontology annotation, biological process: triglyceride metabolic process; glycerol-3-phosphate biosynthetic process; glycerol metabolic process. The transcript is spliced from 12 exons. The record is from RefSeq and is a predicted model, not a curated record. The coding region runs from base 701 to 2536 and encodes 611 amino acids. Gene Ontology annotation, molecular function: glycerol kinase activity. NCBI's taxonomy places the organism in Eukaryota, Metazoa, Arthropoda, Insecta, Hymenoptera, Formicidae.
CGCGAAAGCAUGGCAAAGCGCUGAAACACGCGUCUCUCUCCCUCUCUCGGUUGUCGCGCGACCGCCCCGUGAAGAGGGUGAUCCGGGUAUUCGCGACGCGCUCAUCGUCGACGACCGCGACGAAGCGUCGACGGAGGAAUCAUCGACCGAUCUCGGGCGAUCGAGAGGGGGGGGAAGGGGCGGGAAUGUCGCAGGACGCAGAGUGCUCGUUCGCCGGCUGCGCGCUUCGCAGUUCGAGUGUACUCGAGGCUUUGAAAAUCUGAGGUUUUUAACGAUAUUUCCUGCCACGUGGAAUAAUAGACGUGCCCUAAACUAACAUUGACCGCGGGAACUCGAUAAAAGAUCCGGCUUAUUUUGAGAUCCGACAGUGACCGAACAGUAGAUUUGAGUCACGAACACGCGAUAUCUACGCGCCAGAGGAGGGAGGAGGAAAAGGUGCAGGGCGGGAGAGAGAGACGAUUCUCGUCGAACAGGUCACCGAUUGUCUCGCAUUCUAUCGAACAGGCGUGCGUGACACGUUCGGUAUGAAAUAAGACGUUUGUUUUCUCGCGAUUCCGAGAACGAAGUCUCGUCUCGAGCGAAUUUAAAGUGAGAGAAACAUUCCCGGAGAGCGUCAGCUGAUUCAUUCACAAAGCGUACGUCAACAAGCGCGGUUCCCGCGCUUUUCGUCGCCAGACUCGGGAAGACGAUCGAGUGACUUAUGGAGCAGGAAGACAUGAAUGGAAAUGAAGAAGGAGAUGCGAAGAGCGAGCGUGGCACUCCGGAAGGCUCCUUCGAGGACUCGAACGCGUCCCUGGAGAUGGAGGAGUCGGAGAUGGGAAGAAGGACGAGCAUUUUCAAGUAUUACUCGUACAAGAAUACGGAUACGAUGCCGAAUUCAAUAAGAAAAAUAGGACCGCUUGUUGGCGUAAUUGAUGUCGGCACGCGGACUGUCCGUUUUGUGGUAUUUAAUGCGAAGCAUGUUGCGGAGGUUGCAUCUCAUCAAAUAGACAUUGAACAUAUCAGUUUACAAGAGGGAUGGAUGGAGCAGGAUCCCAAAAAUAUCCUUAUGGCGGUAAAAACUUGCGUUGACAAUGUAAAUCACAAAUUGAAUAUACUGGGUAUGAAGAUUGAUGAAAUCGUCACAGUGGGCAUCACUAAUCAGAGAGAAACUACAGUAAUAUGGGACGCGAUUACCGGGGAACCGCUUUAUAACGCUAUAGUGUGGUCCGACAUUAGAACCGAUGCGAUCGUGGACCAGAUCAUAGCAAAGUUUCCGGAUCAGAACAAGAAUCAUUUGAAACCUUUGUGCGGUCUGCCUGUCAGUCCCUAUUUUUCCGCUUUGAAAAUUCGCUGGUUGAAAGACAAUCUGCCGAGUGUAAAAAAGGCAAUUCAUGAGAGGCGAUGCAAAGUGGGAACUAUGGACACUUGGAUUGUUUGGAACUUAACGGGAGGCAUAGAUGGUGGACUUUACAUCACCGAUGUAACGAAUGCAUCGAGAACCAUGUUGAUGAAUAUAGAGACGCUCUCUUGGGAUCCCACAUUAUGCAGAUAUUUCGACAUUCCUAUGCAAAUGUUGCCAGAGAUCAGGAGCAGCUCCGAAAUAUACGGCAAAAUUUCGAUUCCCCCUCUAUCUGGUAUUCCUAUAUCCGGUAUUCUAGGAAACCAACAAGCAGCUUUGGUAGGACAAAAUUGUCUGAAGAAAGGACAGGCCAAAAACACGUACAGAAGUGGUUGCUUCCUGCUGUGUAAUACGGGUCAUACCAGAGUAUAUUCGUCUCAUGGAUUGGUUACGACAGUUGCAUAUCAGUUAGGUCCAAAGAGCCCACCUGUCUACGCAUUGGAAGGUUCGGUCGCGGUUGCAGGUGCAGCUAUUAAAUGGCUGCGAGACAACAUGAAGCUCAUAAAAGAUGUUCAUGAAAGCGAACACUUGGCGCAAAGCGUAUUUAAUACGGGGGAUGUCUACUUUGUACCCGCUUUCACGGGAUUAUAUGCGCCUUACUGGAGAAAGGAUGCAAGAGGAAUAAUUUGUGGGCUCACAGCAUUUACUACGAAACAACACAUAAUCAGAGCAUCACUUGAAGCGGUCUGUUUUCAAACUAGGGAUAUCCUCGAGGCAAUGCACAAGGAUUGCGGAUUUCCAUUAACGAAGUUAAAUACGGAUGGGAAAAUGUCGACCAAUAAUCUUCUUAUGCAACUGCAGGCCGACUUGUGUGGUACACCAGUAUUUAGGUCAACUAUGCCUGACAUGACAGCUCUAGGCGUAGCGAUGGCUGCAGGACAUGCCGAAGGGAUAGAUGUAUGGAAUCUGGAAGGUGAGGAAGUGGAAACAGUGCCAUCCGAUACUUUCUUGCCGACCACCACGUCGGAAGAGAGGGACGCUAGAUAUAAAAAAUGGAAAAUGGCAGUGGAAAGAAGCUUAGGUUGGGCAAUAGUAAAGAAAUCUAACCAAAUGACAGAUGAAAGGUACUACAUACUAGCAUCCAUUCCUGCAAGCUGCUUUAUGUUAUCAAGUUUCAUUCUAUUACGAUUAAGUAAUUAUAUAGCGAACCGGUGACAGCAAAUUAACAUUAUCGAAGCACAAGUUAUCCUAGCUGGCAGGUAGCCCGAUUCCAGAAGAAAAUUUAGAAAAAUGAAAAACUUUUAAAACUUGCUCAACUGACGCAGCAUGUAAGUGAUGCGUAUGUUGAUGAGUAUUACGUUAUGAAAUGAUUAGAGAUCAAAUUGCUGAAUUAGAGAUGCGAUUUCAUAGAUUUUAGUGCGUUUUAUCGAUGCACUAUAUUCGAUAAUCAAAAAAAGGUGUAUCCAGUAUUCUGGUUUCCGAGCUUGCAAGUCUUAUAUAAUAAUAAGUUUAACGAUGCAGUAAAAAAAAACUGUUUCGUUAUAAUGCUCAUUUAUAUCUCAAUACAUAAUUUCAUCUUAUAAUCAUUAUAAUAUACAUCCAGCUUGAUAUAGAAUUCCAUUUUUCCUUUAAAAUAAUGACAUCACAGAUUACAGAGUCUACAGAAUAUUACAUUAGUUCAUUAGGUUAUUUGCACAUAAUCUCAUAUAUUACU